This is a messenger RNA of Styela clava, 2120 nucleotides long. Lineage: Eukaryota; Metazoa; Chordata; Ascidiacea; Stolidobranchia; Styelidae. The record is from RefSeq and is a predicted model, not a curated record.
AAAAUUUAGUUUAAACUAUAUAUUCGUCAAAACAGAUGUGUUGUUACUAUAAUUUAGUGAAGCGUCGCGGGCCGGAUUAUAGUUCUCCGGGUCGUAGGUUGCCGACGCCUGCUAUAGAGUCUACUCUAGACUGCAAUGGCGGAAUCCCGGAGUUCAGCGAAACCCUGGUUGAAAACCAAUGCUCUAUAAACUAUAUUUUCACCGUGUUCAUUGUCAUUUUAACUAGGAAUUAGAUAUAACUUUCUAUCAUGAUUCACUUUAUAUUAUUAGCCAAGCUGUACAGAUUAACUAUAUUUCAAGAAGCAUUUAAUUGAAUGCAUUCAUGAGACCUGGCAUAGGAUGGAUAGGAUUUGCAAAAACGAUGAGCCGACUACAAGCCUCUCGUUCGGUUACGUGUCCAUGUCGGUUGAUCAGGAACAGAAAUGGCGACGAAUUUAAUUAUAAAAUCCAUGAUUUAUUUAUUGCUCAUGGGAAUUCUGCUUACACCUACAUAUGCAGAAGGAUGUUCAACAGUUUUUAAUGGAACUAAAAAAACCUACAUUGGAUGGCCCGUUGUCAUAAGUUGUUCCGAAGCCUACUCCAUGUAUUACGAAGCCUUUUAUUUUGACGACGAUGAGUUUGAUUUGACGUGCAUUAUCCAGAUACCGGAAUUAAAUAAAACACUACUAAACGAGACAACAUCGGCCUAUGAUAUUUCGACUUUAGAAUAUAAUCUGCAAGUUAACGAAUCCACCCCCACAGAGAUUGAAAUCACAGUGCAGCUUUCUUCAGAAAAUUGCGUGACUGAAAAAUUACAACUAACUACUUCAAAACUUUCCAACUACGAGUGCAAUUCUGUCCCUAAAGACAAAACCAACGUAGUUGAAAGAAAAAUAAUUCAAGAAGAUACAACAAUUAUGUAUUGCGAACUUACAAGUCAGUCCGAAGAACCUGAAAUUAAUGUGAGAAAUUACGAAGUUACGUGGUAUCACAAUUGCGACACAAAUUUGCCGCCUAAUGUAACGGUGACUAAUGAUCAGUUGACCAUCCCUGUAACAGACUACAGGUAUCAUCCUGGAGAGUAUUCUUGUUCAGUGAUUGAUAAUAAUCAAACAAGAUAUAUCGUUUUCUAUGAAUUGUGCAUAGAACCUCGACAAUGGUCGCCGAUUGUGCAAGUGUCUGCGCCUGAAGAAUCGAAAUAUCGGGUUGGAGAAACAAUAAACAUAACUUGUGACGUUAAUAUUGGAUCAGGAACUUUUGAUAGUACGGCAUACAGCAUGAAUUUUAACAGGCUCUUACCCAAUGGCAGCAUCGAUGAGUCAAAAGAUAACAUUUCCUGCACUGCUAAUCUUGGUGGCGGAAGAGAGACGUCCCCUGACGAGAGAGUGACAUGCGUUUUUUUGUAUGGAAGAAAUGCUUCAGCAGAUCCUUUCAAAUGUUUCGCUGAAAUUCCUACACAGGAAGAAUGGGAAGCAGAAAAAAAUAAAACGCUGAAAACUCUACAUAUGAUAUAUGAAAUGAAAGACAUACAAAAGCAAGACUUCGGAAGAUUUCAGGCCUUCGUCAAAAAUGAAAUCAGUCAAAUUAACGACACAGACAUUACCAUUGUAACAGAAAUUGUAAACAACCCAGAAAAAACAAUUCAGAUUAUCUGGAUUGUCAUUGGAUCUGUAUUGGGUGUUGUAUUUAUUGUUGUACUGUGCGCCAUAUUUUGGUUGGAGAUCCAAUGGACGUGGAAACAUUACUUCGCCAGUUUUGAUGAAGACGUUCGAGAUUUCGGAGCAUACUUUGCAUAUUUUUGGACGAACGAUACACAACCAAAUCCGGCAUACGAUGCACUGAUUGAAAAAAUCAAAAUCGAAUUGGGAAAACUGAAUUCACCGAUAUACGAUCCUCACCAUAAUCCUGCCAAGUUUGAAUGGAACAUAGAAAAUAUCAAUCGUGUUCAACAAAUGUGUGAUCGUAUCAUUAUCAUCUUAACGGAAAAUUACCUUAAAGAUCCUGAAAAUACAUUUGAAAUAUACAACAAUUUUCUCCAAAGUUCCUUCAUUUUCAUCAAAACACCUGGCAUCGACCAGGUUAUUCAAAACUUGAAAGAUGAGAGAAGACAUGGAAUAAAAGCAGCCUUGAGACUGUACUAA